Messenger RNA from Staurois parvus, 249 nucleotides. Lineage: Eukaryota; Metazoa; Chordata; Amphibia; Anura; Ranidae. The record is from the annotation of a GenBank genome assembly.
AUGACUGAUUCUCAGACAUCUAAGCUGAUCAGAAAAUCCAAGGAGUCUCCAUUUGUACCAGUGGGUAUUGCUGGGUUUGCUGCAAUUGUUGCCUAUGGACUGUAUAAGCUGAGACACAGAGGGGACACCAAAAUGUCCGUCCACCUUAUACACAUGCGUGUAGGAGCUCAGGGGUUUGUUGUCGGCGCAAUGACUUGUGGCGUUCUGUACUCCAUGUACAAGGAGUAUCUGGCCAAGCCUCAGGAGUAG